Anopheles coluzzii is the source of this 1965-nucleotide messenger RNA. RefSeq lists its product as uncharacterized. Bases 286 to 1239 code for a protein of 317 amino acids. Lineage: Eukaryota; Metazoa; Arthropoda; Insecta; Diptera; Culicidae. The record is from RefSeq and is a predicted model, not a curated record. The transcript has a single exon.
AUUAAAAAUUAUAAUAUUAAAUAAAACGCACUAAAUAUUAAAAAAAUAAUUUUCUCACUCACUGUAAACGAACUACUUCUACAUUUACGUUACGCACUGUUGAUCGAGCUGUCACAAAACUGUCGACCGGGCUUUACCACAGUACAUUUUCCGUUGCAAACUGCGCCACCUCCGUCACUAUUCUUUGUACUCGUUUGUUUUUUUUUUGUAGGAAUUUUAUUUUUCAGACUCUUUGUACAAAGUGCCAAAGCAUUUGCCUCGUAAAUCGGUGUACCAGCAGUGACCAUGGCAUUGUGCAAUCCGUUCAGUGUUGCCACGGGAGAAUACAAGAACAGUCAGCCGUACUGCCCAGGGGAGCCACUAUUUCCAGCGUAUUCACACGCUGCGGAUAGUAGCACCAACAGCAGCAACAACAACUACAACAGCAACGUGGGUGGUCUUUCUGACUUCAGCUACAACUCCAUCACGACCACCCCCACCGAUGCAAGCAUUAGCACCACUGCUAUCUGCGCCGCCAGCACUCCGCUGUACGAAGCAGGGUCAGCUCGCCGUAAGCUGUUCAAAAAAACGCCCAAAACACAGCAGCUCUCCAAGCUGGCCAGUGUGCUGAAACCGUACAGCUCCGGUCUCGCGUUGCACAAUGUACUCAGCCCAGCCAUGCCGGAGAUCACCGUCGCCAAGCAGCGGGAUCUUGAAUUCAAGGCGGAGAUCGUCGUCAAUGCGACCCGAUACGAAGCGAUCGGGCAGAACAAAAAGAUAGCGAAAGCUAAUGUGUCCGAGAUGGUGCUGCGUGACCUUUGUUUGCAACAUUUGUCGGCCCGGGGCGACGAGGAGCAGCAGCUUGACGAAGUCGAGCCAAACUCCUACGAAGCGUUGCUGAUGACGAAUGUGACCUCGUUUGCCGUCCACAAACUGCUUGAGGAGUGGAACGCGAGCCUGCUGGCUGUGAACUGGCAGCCGACCGUUUCGAGCCCGACGGCCGACGGCAUCAAGAUCCGGUCCCAGCUUCCACCGAAUCCGACCAGCUACGUUCCGACCUCGCUGCUGGUGUUCAUGGUGCCGCAGGCGAAGUUCGAGGAUGAUGGAGUAAAGAUCCUCGGGUCCACGGAUCAGAAGAUCUACAAGGCACGGGCACGGGUACACGAGCAGUGCUUUUUAGGCACGGGGUCGUCGAAAAAGUUGGCCCGCGUGGCGGCAGCAAAGGACGCGUGCAAGACACUGUUCGGGGUUGAGUACUAGAAUUUGACGAAAUUAUUACCUCCGGAGGUAUUUGGCAACGAAGUGGAAAGGAAGUGUUUUUUUAGUGUUAGAUACACUAUUAGCCUUCUCGUCUGGAUUACGAAUACGAACUACAGUGACGAAUAAUGUUUAUCGUUAGUUUUUACACCAAAUCCAAACUGAACUGAAAUUCAAUUUAAAUAAAACUUUACCAUCACGUAUGAACCGACAAGUGUAAAGAAGCUUCAACCAUUUCAGCACGCAAAGAAAGAUGCAUCAAAUCUGUUCAAACCCUCGGACAUUUCAUAUGCUUACCAUUGCCUACCGACGAAAAUGAUCCUAGUAGCCUGGGGUAACAAAUUGUGCCCUGCAUAAACUAUCCUAUUGAGCAAUCCCUGCCAAUAUCAAGCUGCAUAGGGUAUGUGUAUGCCCUUGGUUCCACGUCCUCACGUCAAGUAUGGCGAGAAGCAUUUCAAUUUUCAUAUUUCCCUACCGUAUUAGCAUAAUAUUUGACUUGUUUUUCUACCAUUCGUACGAUGCGCACUUGCAUGCGUACGGAGCGAAGAAGGGAGGAUACAACGAAAGGCGAAUCAUCUUCUUAGCACGACGUGCUCCUCUGCCUGAGUGCAUUCGAAACAGACACACACGCACACAAACCACACUAACCACUCUAAUCUGUGUUGCGUCUUGGGAGGAAAAUUGCGGCCGGAAAGAAUACGUAGGACUUUUAGCGGUAAGUACUAGAGA